Messenger RNA from Hevea brasiliensis (rubber tree), 1272 nucleotides. RefSeq lists its product as uncharacterized. The record is from RefSeq and is a predicted model, not a curated record. Lineage: Eukaryota; Viridiplantae; Streptophyta; Magnoliopsida; Malpighiales; Euphorbiaceae. Bases 107 to 1072 code for a protein of 321 amino acids. Gene Ontology annotation, molecular function: hydrolase activity. The transcript is spliced from 3 exons.
UUAGGGACAGUCUUUCUAUUAACAAUCCCAUUUUUAUUUUUCUAGAUAAAUUAUUACACCAUAAGAACUAAAACCAAACCCUCUCAGUCAAGCUAAGAUAGAGAUAAUGGAGGCUAUAGAGCAUAGAUUUCUCAAUGUCAAUGGCAUAAACAUGCACGUAGCGGAGAUGGGUCCGGUGAACGGCCCAGUGAUUCUCUUCAUUCACGGAUUCCCUGAUCUCUGGUACUCCUGGCGCCACCAGAUUGUGGCGCUGGCUACUCUGGGCUACCGAGCAGUGGCACCGGAUUUGAGAGGCUUCGGAGACACCGACGUACCGGCUGAUCCGCGGAGCUACACCGUCUUCCACAUCGUCGGUGAUCUCAUCGGGCUCUUGGACACCGUGGCACCCCACCAGGAAAAGGUUUUUGUAGUGGGUCAUGACUGGGGAGCUUACAUGGCGUGGUUCUUGUGUCUGUUUAGACCUGACAGAGUCAAGGGUUUGGUUAAUCUGAGCGUGACUUUUCCUCCUAGAAACCCCAAGAUGAAAAUUUUGGACGCGAUUAGAGCUGUUUACGGUGAUGAUUACUACAUGUGCAGAAUUCAGGAGCGUGGAGAUAUAGAAGCUGAGUUUGCAGAGCUUGGUACACAGAGAAUUGUGAAGGAAUUCCUAACAUACCGUCAUCCAGGUCCUCUUUUCUUUCCUAAAGGUAAAGUUUUUAGCCGCCCAGCAGAAACGCCCCUUGUCUUGCCCUCUUGGUUGUCUGAGGAAGAUGUGCAGUAUUACACCAGCAAAUUUGAAAGGACAGGCUUCACUGGAGGAUUGAACUAUUACCGGAAUUUGAACUCAAACUGGGAACUCACUGCGCCGUGGACGGGGGCUCAAGUGAAAGUACCUGUUAAGUUCAUUGUUGGAGAUCAGGACCUUACCUACAAUUCUUUAGGUAACAAGGAUUAUAUAGAGAAGGGUGGGUUCAAGAGAGAUGUUCGAUUGUUGCAAGAAGUAGUUGUUAUGGAAGGAGUUGCCCACUUCCUCCAGCAGGAGAGGCCUGAGGAGAUCACUAAACAUAUAUAUGAUUUCUUUCAGAAGUUCUGAUUUGCCAUCUAAUGUCGUCUUUGUCAGAGACUAUAUUUGAGAGCUUGCAUUGCUUGCUCCUGUGGUUUGAAAAAUAAUUUUGAGUGUGGUUUUCCUGUUAAGCCUCUUUGUAGCUACUUUACAACUUAAGCUGGUGGCAUGUAUUCCUUGACUUUUUACAGGAGGAUCAAAAUAAGUAUUGUUCCCUUUCCUUUGUUUAA